This is a messenger RNA of Melospiza georgiana, 2183 nucleotides long. RefSeq names its product calcium/calmodulin dependent protein kinase II beta (gene CAMK2B). Gene Ontology annotation, biological process: protein phosphorylation. Gene Ontology annotation, cellular component: neuron projection; cytoplasm. The transcript has 21 exons. Lineage: Eukaryota; Metazoa; Chordata; Aves; Passeriformes; Passerellidae. Gene Ontology annotation, molecular function: calmodulin binding; calcium/calmodulin-dependent protein kinase activity; ATP binding. Bases 69 to 1697 code for a protein of 542 amino acids. The record is from RefSeq and is a predicted model, not a curated record.
CCGGGCGGAGCCGGAGCCGAGCGGAGCCGGUGCCGGGGCGGCUCAUUGCGGCGCGCCGCGGCGGCAGCAUGGCCACCACCGUGCCCUGCACCCGCUUCACCGACGAGUACCAGCUCUACGAGGAGAUCGGCAAGGGAGCCUUCUCGGUCGUCCGGCGCUGCGUCAAGCUCUGCACUGGCCAUGAGUACGCUGCCAAGAUCAUCAACACCAAAAAGCUCUCUGCCAGAGAUCACCAGAAGCUGGAGCGCGAGGCGCGGAUCUGCCGGCUGCUCAAGCACUCCAACAUCGUGCGGCUCCACGACAGCAUCUCCGAGGAGGGCUUCCAUUACCUCGUCUUUGACCUGGUGACGGGCGGCGAGCUCUUUGAGGACAUCGUGGCGCGGGAGUACUACAGUGAGGCCGAUGCCAGCCACUGCAUCCAGCAGAUCCUGGAGGCUGUCCUGCACUGUCACCAGAUGGGGGUGGUCCACAGGGACCUCAAGCCCGAGAACCUGCUCCUGGCCAGCAAGUGCAAAGGGGCAGCAGUGAAGCUGGCGGACUUUGGCCUCGCCAUCGAGGUGCAGGGGGAUCAGCAGGCCUGGUUUGGAUUUGCAGGCACACCUGGCUACCUGUCCCCCGAGGUGCUGCGCAAAGAGGCCUAUGGCAAACCCGUGGACAUCUGGGCAUGUGGGGUCAUCCUGUACAUCCUGCUGGUGGGCUACCCGCCCUUCUGGGACGAGGACCAGCACAAACUCUACCAACAGAUCAAGGCUGGCGCCUACGACUUCCCUUCGCCUGAGUGGGACACGGUCACCCCCGAAGCCAAAAACCUCAUCAACCAGAUGCUGACCAUCAACCCCGCCAAGCGCAUCACAGCCCACGAGGCCCUCAAGCACCCGUGGGUCUGCCAACGCUCCACCGUGGCCUCCAUGAUGCACAGGCAGGAGACAGUGGAGUGCUUGAAAAAGUUCAACGCCCGGAGGAAGCUCAAGGGUGCCAUCCUCACCACCAUGCUGGCCACCAGGAACUUCUCAGUGGGCAGACAGACCACCGCUCCUCCCACCAUGUCGGCGGCCGCUGCCGGGGCCCCGCUGGGGCUGGUGGAACAAGCUAAGAGCUUACUGAACAAGAAGGCGGACGGCGUCAAGCCCCAGACCAACAGCACCAAAGGCAGCGCCGGCGUCACCAGCCCCAAGGGGACCCUCCCGCCCACCGCUCUGGAGCCUCAAAGUACCGUAAUCCAUAACCCCGGGGACGGCGCCAAGGAGUCCUCCGACAGCACCAACACCACCAUCGAGGACGAGGACACCAAAGCCCGCAAGCAGGAGAUCAUCAAGAUCACGGAGCAGCUCAUCGAGGCCGUCAACAACGGCGACUUCGAGGCCUACGCGAAGAUCUGCGACCCGGGGCUCACCUCCUUUGAGCCCGAGGCACUGGGCAACCUGGUGGAGGGGAUGGACUUCCACCGCUUCUAUUUCGAGAACUUGCUCUCCAAGAACAACAAGCCGAUCCACACGACCAUCCUGAACCCGCACGUUCACGUUAUCGGGGAGGACGCGGCGUGCAUCGCCUACAUCCGCCUGACGCAGUACAUCGACGGGCAGGGCCGGCCCCGCACCAGCCAGUCCGAGGAGACGCGCGUGUGGCACCGCCGCGACGGCAAGUGGCAGAACGUGCACUUCCACGGCUCGGGGGCCCCGGUGGCCCCGCUGCAGUGAAGAGCUGGCGGUGGCUGUCCUGGUUCCAGCCCGAUGGAGACGGCGAUGGGAGCCGAUGGCAGCCGGAGCUGCGGCCCCCCGAGCACGCGUCCGCAUGCCUGUCCCCCCUACCCCGGCCCCGCUCCCCCCUCCGGUGCCUGUGUUUGCAGAAAACAAAAAGACAAAAAAAAAAAAAAAAAAAAAAAAGGGCAAAAUUAUGAAGACCACACACAAAAAAAAAAAAAAAAAAAAAAAAGGGAGAAAAAAAAGGGGGGGGAAAGCCACCCCCAAUCCCCAACCCCACCCACACCCCCAAACCCGACCCAGCCGCUCGGCCACAGGCGAGGGCGCUGGGGGGCUCGGCCCCCCCCCUUGGCCCGUCUCUGCUGGGGGGGACGGGGGGUCCCGGGCCCCCUCCCGGCUGUGCUCGUGGCGUGUUGCUGUCGCUGGUGGUGGAUGUUGUUCUUUGGGCUCCGCUUUGCUCUGUCCUGCCCCAGCCCCUGUACA